This is a messenger RNA of Musa acuminata subsp. malaccensis (wild Malaysian banana), 1225 nucleotides long. RefSeq lists its product as uncharacterized. NCBI's taxonomy places the organism in Eukaryota, Viridiplantae, Streptophyta, Magnoliopsida, Zingiberales, Musaceae. Gene Ontology annotation, cellular component: EMC complex. Gene Ontology annotation, biological process: protein folding in endoplasmic reticulum. The record is from RefSeq and is a predicted model, not a curated record.
UUUCUCUGGUCGGCUCGGUAACCAAAUAGUAAGGGAGACGGGGGAUCUCCCAUCUCUCGGCGCUGAGCGGUCGAAGGCAUGGAGAAGGGGAAGGGGUUGGCGAGGCGAUGGGCGGUGGAAUUUGCCGAGAAUUCUUCUUACUCUUCAUCGACGUCUGACGUUCCAGAUCCUAUCGGUUUCAACCGAUCUGCCUCUGAUCCCGACGACGCAAAUGCCAGUCGACAGAAGAAGGACGCCGAAUCGGCCUGGAAGUCGCAGAAAGCUUGGGAAGUGGCUCAGGCCCCCUUUAAGAACUUGUUAAUGAUGGGUUUUAUGAUGUGGAUGGCUGGAAGCACAGUGCAUUUGUUCAGUAUUGGCAUCACAUUCUCAGCCCUUUGGCAACCAAUAAGUGCUCUUCAAGGAGUUGGAAAAGUCUUUGAACCUUACAAGGAUUCAAAGGUUGAUAUUCUUGCACCCAAAUUGCUCUUUAUUGCCCUUAACUUGGCUGCACUGGCCUUGGGUGUCUGGAAGCUGAACACAUUGGGUCUUCUCCCAUCGCAUGCAUCAGACUGGGUUUCUUCUUUACCUCCUGCACCGGAAGUGGAAUAUUCUGGUGGGGGCCUUCCAAUCCACUGAUGUUUUUUUGCCCAGUUCAUAGUUUAGGAAUCAAUUCCUGCGUGGGAUGCAAAUGCUGGCACCAAAUGUUUUCUGACAGUGAAACAAGCAUCAGCACAACCGAUUUGGGUUUUUGGAUGCACUAUAUUACAUGUUUACAUGUGACCCUAUAUGCAUAGCCCUAUGUUUUUGGAUGUGCCUCACAAGUUAUCUCUCCUUUGAAAACAUUAAAUUAAGAUUUCUAUUUUACUAUGAACUUUUAUUAUUAAUCAUCUUUUAUUAUGUAGAGUUGUCCUCCUCCAUUUACACCAGCUGUGAUUUAUACACAAUUGACAGAUGCAUGAAGUAGACAUGGAGUCCAUUGGGAUGUGGUUGUCCAUGCAUGAGGUUGGUCCUGAUAUCAUUUGCAUUCAUUACUAUCAAGAAAGAGAACGUCUGCUGUUGUUUUCAUGAUUACAUAAGCUUGGUUUGGUCUUAUGUUGCUUCGAAGGCAAGCACUUCAACUUGGGUUAGAACAUGAUGAGGGCAUGUUGGUAUUAGUCAAACGUGGUUUGACCCCGGCUUUACAAGUUGUCUCUUUACCAUCACAGUGUUAUUUAUUAUUUGAUUCGAAUGACAUUUCUCAGCUGAA